AUGGGUGUAGGGAAAGUAAAUAGUAUUGUUGCCGGUCGUAAGCUAACAACAGCCAGCAGAAGGACACAGAGUGGAAUGGGCGGGCCCCUGAUGAAGUCCCAAACUCUACCUCGAUCGAUGGGCAGGUCAUCAUCGCAGCCGAACAGCUCGAACGGUGGCUACAGUAGAUAUCCAAUGAAGCCGGCAUCCACACCGCCAGCUGUCAAACGACAAUUAUCUGGCGCAUAUCAGGUACCGGCAAACGGUUCACCAGUAAGAAGAGCAGUAAGUGGCGGCUCGCAGCGAGGCACGCCUACUAGAAGUCGAACCCCGCAGUCGACGCUGUCAGUACGAGGUGUUGAUCCCAAGCUGGUCCAACUUAUACUGGACGAAAUUGUUGAAGGUGGACCUAAGAUACACUGGGAGGAUAUCGCUGGGCAGGAUGCAGCAAAGCAAGCGUUACAGGAAAUGGUGGUGCUACCCUCCUUAAGACCAGAAUUGUUUACGGGUUUGCGGUCUCCUGCUAAAGGGCUAUUACUAUUCGGACCACCAGGAAAUGGUAAGACUUUAUUAGCAAGGUGUGUAGCGGCGGAGUGUUCAGCGACGUUCUUCUCAAUAUCUGCCGCCACUCUUACAAGCAAGUACGUUGGUGACGGGGAGAAGAUGGUGCGAGCGCUCUUUCAAGUCGCGAGGGAGCUGCAGCCGUCAAUAAUAUUUGUGGAUGAAGUGGACUCCUUGUUAUGCGAGCGGUCAACGGGCGAGCAUGAGGCGUCACGAAGACUUAAAACCGAGUUCUUGGUGGAGUUUGAUGGGUUACCUGCUGCGGGGGCAGACAGACUUAUUGUUAUGGCCGCCACUAAUCGCCCUCAAGAGUUGGAUGAAGCUGCUUUGAGACGAUUUCCCAAACGCGUGUACGUUACGUUGCCGGAUUCACGUACGCGUGGAGCUCUGUUGCGUCGCGUGCUUUCCCGUGGGUCAGCGGCCGCUUCUAUCAGUGAGGAUGAACUGGCGAGACUCUCUGCACUAACAGAUGGAUAUUCGGGCAGCGAUCUUACUGCCCUCUGUAGGGAUGCUGCGUUGGAUCAACUAGAUCCAGAAGAAGUUAAAUGCCUGGAUCUCUCGCUCGUUCGUAACAUAAUGUACCAGGACUUUAUGGAUGCGUUGAAGCGAAUUCGGCCGUCGGUGUCGCCGCACAGUCUUGUCGCGUACGAGAAAUGGUCCGUGCAAUACGGCGAGCUUGGCGUAUGA
Messenger RNA from Pieris macdunnoughi, 1227 nucleotides. Lineage: Eukaryota; Metazoa; Arthropoda; Insecta; Lepidoptera; Pieridae. The record is from the annotation of a GenBank genome assembly.